Talpa occidentalis (Iberian mole) is the source of this 3882-nucleotide messenger RNA. It is a transcript of the gene WDR89, whose product is annotated as WD repeat domain 89. The record is from RefSeq and is a predicted model, not a curated record. NCBI's taxonomy places the organism in Eukaryota, Metazoa, Chordata, Mammalia, Eulipotyphla, Talpidae. The coding region runs from base 228 to 1391 and encodes 387 amino acids. Gene Ontology annotation, molecular function: protein binding. The transcript has 4 exons.
UCCGGUCGUCCUCUCGGCGUGGCUGCACUCUCCGGCCCGCGCUAAUUGGAGACUUGUCUGUGAGGUCAAUAUUACAUGGUAUGAAAAGUGGGAUGCAAAGGAAGUGACCACCAAGAAACAAUGAGUCCCCAGAAGUGAGCAGGGUACCUGUACCUGAGCGCUUUGUGUCCUGCAAGUCACUGUGACUUUCUGUUUGAUUUUUACUACCCCUGGAUGCCACUCCUGAUAUGGAGAAGAUUGAGGAACAAUUUGCUAAUCUGAACAUUGUUAAACGUUCUUCGGGAACUAAAGAACCUACUUAUCUGCUUGGCAUAGACACAUCAAAGACUGUAAAAGCAGGGAAAGGAAGCUUGGUUGCUGUUUUAUGUUCUAAUGGAUCAAUCCGAAUAUAUGAUAAAGAAAGGUUAAAUAUUCUACGAGAAUUUAGUGGACGUCCUGGACUUCUUAAUGGGGUCAGAUUUGCAAAUUCUUGUGACAGUGUAUAUUCAUCAUGUACUGAUGGCACUGUAAAAUGUUGGGAUGCUCGAUUAGCCAGUGAAAAACCUGUCCAGCUGUUCAAGGGUUACCCAUCCAAUAUUUUUAUCAGUUUUGAUAUAAACUCUAAUGAUCAUGUCAUUUGUGCUGGUACAGAAAAAGUUGGUGAUGACGCAUUGUUGAUAUUUUGGGAUGCAAGAAUUAAUUCUCAGAAUUUGUCUACUACUAGAGACCCACUUGGUGCAUAUUCAGAGACACAUAGUGAUGAUAUCACGCAAGUAUGUUUCCAUCCCAGCAACCCUAAUAUGGUAGUGUCAGGUUCUACUGAUGGCCUGGUAAAUGUAUUUGAUGUUAGUGCUGAGAAUGAAGACGAUGCACUAGUUACAACUUGUAACUCAGUUUCAUCAGUAAGCUAUAUUGGUUGGUCUGGGAAAGAUUAUAAACAGAUUUACUGCAUGACACAUGAUGAAGGAUUUUGUUGGUGGGAUCUUAAUCAUCUAGAUACUGAUGAACCUGUUACGUGUUUGAACAUUCAGAAUGUUAGAGAAGAAAUUGAUAUGAAAGAAGGUAUUUUGGAUUAUUUGAUUGGUGGCCUAUAUCAUGAAAAGAUGGACCAAUUGUUUGUUGUUGGAGGAACAAACACAGGGAAGAUUCACUUAAUGAGCUGUACUACAUCAGGGCUGAACCAUGUCACCAGCCUUCAGGGGGGGCAUGCUGCUACAGUCCGUUCUUUCUGUUGGAAUAUGCAGGAUGAUUCUUUGCUAACUGGAGGGGAAGAUGCACAAUUAUUACUUUGGAAACCUGAAACAAGAGAGAAAACAUCUACAAAGAAAGAAAGCAUGAAAAUUGCAUCGUCUGUAUAUCACCGAGUUCGAGUUCACAGUAAUGAUUCUUAUAAGAGAAAAAAAAAGCAGUAGUUCCAUUUGGAGUUUACUUGUCAGUCCACAUGACCUAUACCAUUCCAACUCCUAAUAUGUCAGCUGCCACUUUGCCUUUUUCCACCAUUACUCCAUUAGGUAAGACUUCCAUCAUUUCUUACCGAGAUUACAGACCCAAUUCAUUCUCUCCCUUCUUUUAGGCUAAACAUUGAAAAUACAAAUGGCAGUAAUGCCCCAUGCUGCUUAAAUAACUUUUGGUACAUUUUGAUCUUUCAAUGAAGCACUGUGUAAAAUGAAAAGUUAUAUUUUUGAGAUAUUAAGAUAUGAGACAAUGCUGUGUUGUAAGUGGGAAAAGCUGGUAAAGUCUUUUGGAAGCAAUGUAUUUAUAAACAGGUAUGAAAUGGGAGUUAUCAAAAAACACAAAUUCAAAAAAUAUUUAGAGUUGCAAGAUGCUUGUAAGGAAAUGUCUCUGAAAGUAGAACUGAAUGAAGCAGAGAGAGAAAAUAAAAAUAAAAUAACUGCAGUCUAGAAAAUCCUCAAAUGAUUAAAUAGUUGCAAUUUAACCAACAAUUCUACUUCUAGGUAUAUGCUCAAGAGAAUUAAAACUUAUGUACACACCAAAUACUGUACAUGAAUACUCAUAACAGCAUUAUUCAUAAUAGCCAAAAGGUGGAAACAAUUCAAAUAUGAUGCACCCAUACAGUGGAAUAUUAUUUAGCCAUAAAAGUAAUGAAGUACUAAUACAUGCUACCACCUGGUUGAAUCUUGAAGACAUGCUAAGUAAAAAUAGCUCACCAUGUAUUCUAUGAUUUCAAAGAACAUUUAUUAAUGGUUGCUAGGGCUGGAGUGCAUGCGGAAAUUGGGAGGGUUGACGGAUGAUAGCUAAAGGGUAUGAGAUUUCUUUUUAGGAUGAUGUAGGGUGAAGUAUUUAAAAAUUGUUACUAUGGUUGCAAAACUUACUAUAUUAAAAACAAUUAAAUUGCAUACUUUGAGUAGAUGAAUUGCGUUGUAUUUUAUAUCUGAAUAAAGCUAUUACCAAAUAUAUGUAUGUACAUAUAUCAGAGAAAUAUUUAACUAAAAGUCAGGGUAGCAAUCUUUUUUUUUUUAAAGAUUUUUUUAUGCAUGCAAGAGCUGGGGUACAGGCUAGAGAUGCGGGGGGUGAGAGGAUUCACCAGAGACAGAGUGGGGAACAGAACCAGGCAGAUUGACUGAAGUACACUGCUGAGGGGAGCAGCGGGCAAGACAGGAGAGGUCUGCCUCACCAUGUGGGUUGCUUCCUGGCCAGCCGGGGAUCGAACUUGUACUGCAGAGGUUGCGGAUUGCUUCAUAGUGUAGUGCUUAACCCCUUGCGCCACCAGGUAGGCCCACGCAAUCUUAAUAGUUGAUAAAAUGGGAUGUAAAGCUAAUGAAUGUAAUGUCAAUGAACAUUUUUUAACUCCAGAGGGUAAAACAAUGGUAUAAGAAAAGAAAUGCAGUCAAUACACUAACUGACUCAGUAGUGAAUAACAUUUAUAUAAUCAUAAUAAUGUAAGCACAGGAUAGAUCUAGUUAAACAUUGUAAACUAUAUAGGAAGAAGGAAAGUAGAAGGGUGUGCCUAUGCUUAGUUUUGAUUUUUCAUUGUAGAAAGUCAGCAUUCUAUUGAUAAGAAAAUAGCAGUACAAGCAUAUUAUUUAGAAGCAUGUAAGUAAAUCAUCUGCCACAACAAUUAAAAAUGUGAAAGUGAUUUCCUCUGGAGAAGAGAAAAAGAAGGAAUAGGAGACUAUUAUAUUUGUUCUUAAAUUGUUAUGUGUAUUCCUUGUAGUAGACUAUCAGGAUACUGCUGGUCACAAAUAACAGACAGUCCAAUAGAACCAAGUAAGGAACAUAUCUCACAUAGGUUCAAAAGUAGAGCAUUUUCAGGGUUGGUUGUUAGCAAGGAGUCAGUUGCUUUCUUCCAGUCUUUUGCUUGUCAGCUUCAACAUCACAGGAUGACUACAGGAAGCUAAUGACAUCCAUACUUGACAACAUCCAGUGAAACAAGGACUGUUUUCUUUGCAACUGAUUCUCUAUUAAGGAUCAUACACACUUUCUCAGAAGAUUGUAGCAAGUGUCAUUGGCUAGAAAUUCAUUAUGUGCCCAUAUCUAAAAUAGUCACUAGCAAAACAAACAGUCAGCACUGAUUGACUCAAUCAUGAUAACAUGCUCCCCUGAAGCCCCUGGGUUCAGAGAAGGAUACAAAAAGUAGGGUGGACUUCAUGAAUAGUUGUUGGGAAGAUGACAAACAAUGUCUUUAACAUGUGCUACCUGACUUUUCAAUUAUGUGUUUUACUUUAAAAUAUUUUUUUGGGCCUCCCCAGUGGCACAGUGGUUGAGUGCUGGGUUGUGAAGCUGCCCGCAGCCUCUGCAGCGCCGGUUCAAUCCCCAGCCGCAGGGCAAGGGUCCCACAUGGCACGCAGACCUCUCAUUGCUCGCUGCUCCCCUCAGCUGUGUGCUUCCUCAGUCUGCCUGCUCUGACUCUGGUGAAUUCUCUCACCCUCCCGCGCUUCUGAC